AUUACUAAAAAUUGGUGAUGAACAGCGUUUUGAUAUUAGCGUUAGGGUUUUCAACAAUUGAAACCCCUGUUUUUGUUGAUCCAUUGAGCUUUUGGGAAUUGGAAUCCAAUGGGGCGAAUCUUUCGAAGUUGCAUGCAAUCGAUCCUGAAGCUGGUGAAUUCCAUCAUUGGAAUGGUUGGUAUUGCAAUGGUGAUGUAUGCUCUAUGGAUGAUUAGGGUUUGGAACAGACACAUGGACGAUUACGAUUCCCGAGCUCCAUGGUUCAUCUACACUUUUCUUGGCCUUGGGGCGACAUUAUGUUUGUUCACGUGCUUUGGUCAUGCUGCUGCUGAGACUGCAAAUGGUUGUUGCCUUUAUGUCUAUAUGAUGUAUAUCUUUUUUCUUCUCAUACUGGAGGCUGGAGUAACUGCAGAUGUAUUUCUAAACCACGACUGGGAGGAGGACUUCCCUGAAGAUCCAACUGGGAGUUUUCAUGAGUUCAAAAAUUUUGUCAGGUCAAACUUUGAGAUCUGCAAAUGGAUUGGCUUGUCGAUAUUGUUUGUACAGGGACUGUCUAUUUUAUUGGCUAUGGUACUCAAAGCUCUAGGGCCACAUCAGUACUAUGAUAGUGAUGAUGAAUAUGCCCCAACCCGGGCUCCACUAUUGAGGAAUGCAGUUCACCCACCUCCUUAUGUUGCUGGUGACCCCUUCUCUGGAUCUAGAACUGAUGCUUAUGGUAUAAGGAUUAAUGAAAAGACUGGCCGGUAAAACGAUUUACAUGAGGCAGUAGCCCAGUGUUAAGCUGGAAAGGAAGUGCAGAUGCAUAAUAAGAAGUGCUGUUGUAUGAUUACCUAUUUCCUGCGUGUUGAUCCUUGAAGAUGAAGGAGCUUUCUGAGAAACAUACUGUAAGUUGGUAAAAUUGGUUGUGCAGAGUGUACAUAAAGCAAUACCCUUCAGCUAUUAUGCUCAAAUCUCAUAACAAUGACAAUUUAUAUCGUACUGUUAUUAGAUUUUGCACUGUGCUUAUAUACAUUGAUAUCCUAUUUUAGGAAUUCACACGGUAUGGUCAUUUCAUGCCUUGUAUCA
Vitis riparia (riverbank grape) is the source of this 1065-nucleotide messenger RNA. RefSeq names its product tetraspanin-19. The transcript is spliced from 6 exons. Bases 109 to 747 code for a protein of 212 amino acids. Gene Ontology annotation, cellular component: membrane. NCBI's taxonomy places the organism in Eukaryota, Viridiplantae, Streptophyta, Magnoliopsida, Vitales, Vitaceae. The record is from RefSeq and is a predicted model, not a curated record.